Messenger RNA from Anarrhichthys ocellatus (wolf-eel), 2673 nucleotides. RefSeq names its product cilia- and flagella-associated protein 251-like. Gene Ontology annotation, molecular function: protein binding. The transcript is spliced from 15 exons. The record is from RefSeq and is a predicted model, not a curated record. The coding region runs from base 90 to 2315 and encodes 741 amino acids. NCBI's taxonomy places the organism in Eukaryota, Metazoa, Chordata, Actinopteri, Perciformes, Anarhichadidae.
GCGUGCAUGAACUGAGCUGUUAAUAACUCAAUAAUAUUCCAGGUUUCGGUCCCGGUUCCCAGCCUCGUGUGUCGGUCCAGACGGUCAGCAUGGCUUCGGAGGAGGACGCCGCUCUGCUGCUCUUGAUCUUCCAGCACCUGAAGGUGAACGGAUACCAGAAAGCUGCAAAGGUGCUGCAGAAACACGUCGCGCAGGUGGAGACACCGGAGGAGAGCUCCAGCCUCCAUGAUAUCUACACCAGCUGGAUUAAGCUUUGCUCUCUGGCUCAGCAGGCCAAGCAGGAGACGGAAGACCUCACUACUGUGAAGAAGAACAACAACAUCAAACCAGAACCUGCCACCAGCGAAGAAGAAGAAGGAGAAGGAGGCGCAGACACUAAACUCUCCAACGUCACAGAGGAAAAUAAUGUGGAUGCCAAACCUCUACCUGAGUCCGGGACAGAUGGUGUCGAGUCAUCCACUGCAGAGCUCCCCUGUGAGGAGGCAGACGCUGACACGGCCUCUGAGCCGCCGCUGCUGCAUCCUGCAGAGGAAACCACAACAACGAAGUCAGACAGUGAAGAAGAAGAAGAAGAAGAAGAACAGAAAGAGGACGAGGAAGCAACAGAGCAAGAGUCAGCUCCCGUCGAAGUGUCUGCUGAGGCCUCUAACGAGGCAGGAAGUUCCAGCUCCGACUCUGAGGAGGAGGUCGAGCCCGGACCAGCUGCCUCUGAUGAGGCUGAGGAUCAGCUCGUGGCCCCUGAUGCCUCCAGCGACAGCAACCAGGAGCGUAAAGAGGACGACGAUGAGCUGACGCAGGCGACGGAUGAAACGCCUGCAUGUGAACAGACAGCCGUCAAUCAAGAUGAGGUCUCAGAGGAGGAGGACGGCAGCGCUGCAGAAUCGGUGACCAAUGACCAGCCAGCAGAGAGCGAAGCCCCGCCCCCUGCAGAACCAGAUUCUGAAAAUCCAAAUAUGGAAGAGACGCCUGAGAACCUCAGCUCCCCGCUGAAGCCUGAAGACGAGACACAGACGGCAACAACCCCGGAGGACCCCGUCACCGACACUGAAAAGGCAACGGCGGCAAACGAGCAAGGAGACCCGGAUAUCUCCAUCAUCCUCAACAUCGAAGUCGAAGACAGCGACGCAACCAUGCAGGAAACCAGCAAACCUCUCCCCGAGGAGGCUCCAGAGUCCUGCAAAGAUGCUAAAACUCUCAAGAAGAAGAAGAGCAAAGAGGCACCGACUGCAGAUGCACCGAUCACCGACUCAUCCACCGUAGAUGCAUCCAGUGAUGCUCCUCUUUCCACCAAGAGUGCCAAAAAGAAGAAGAGAGACAAAAAGAGAGCCGAGGAGGCGGCAAAGAAAGAUCAGAAGAAAGAGGAGGAGGAGGAGGUGGUCGUCGUGUCUCAGGCCGCUUCACCAGAGAAGAAGAAGACUAAGAAAAGGAAAAAGGAGCAAGAUGAAGCGGAAGAGAACGAAGAGGGAACUCCCGUCACUCCUUCAGAAAAUAAAAUUAAAAAGAGUAAGGUGGAGGAGAAGGUGGAGAAUCUUGCAAGUCCAGCCCAGACAACGAAGGAUAAAAAGAAGAAGAAGAAGAAAAAGAAGACACCGGAGGAGAUGCAGUCUGGUAAAGGACCAGCAGGGGGAGACAAAGACUCAGAAAAGAAGGAAGCCACAGACGGAGACUCCUCUCUGCUCUCCUCGACCAAAAAGAGACACGGUGUCAGGAUAAAACUCAGCCGGAAGAAGAGACGUAGGAUGAUGAAACAACAACAAGAGGAGGAGAAGAGCAGCGUCGCUUCCGGAGCGACUGCAGAAAGCCCGAAGCUCAACGGCAGAAAGAAACAAAAGGGGAUCCAAGAGGCAGUGGAGGAGACGCCUCGACCAAAACCAGCCAAAAGACCUCAACCUGAUCCUCCUCAGGAGAACGACGACAACACACCAACGAAGAAGAAAAAGAUUAAAGUGAACCCGGACCAAGAAGAGAACUCCUCAAAGGAAAAUCAACCGCCAAAGAAGAAGAAGAGAUUAGUGACGGAGGAUGAAAGCGGUGCGGUGAGCUCCGAGCCUCCUGAAAUGGACUCGACUCCACUUUCAAAGGAAAGCAAGAAGAAGAAGAAGAAGAUGAUGAAGACUGAAGGUGAGGAGACAACGGAGAGCUCAACUCCCAUCGCUGUGAGCCACGACGGACCUGCAAAGAAAACGAAGAGGAACCGGUUAAAGGAGAAACUGGAAGAGACGGAACCGGCUGCAGACGAACAAACUCCUCCGGCUUCUUCUACGAAAAAGAAGUCCCCCAAAAAGAUCUCCCAACAGAUGAUCAUCUCUGAAUAAAUGUUGCCCCCAAAGCAACAAGACGAUCUGCUUCAUGUCUGUGCCUUCGCUCCUGUUUCUUUCUGUCUGAGAUGAAAGAACAUCUGCUCUCAGAAGAAGAGAUAUUUCUGAGGGAACAUCAGUGUUUUUAGUCUUGUGCUCUAAAACUGUGAAAACAGUACAACUAACAAACCUUCAGCUGAUUGAUGUUUUAUCUUUAAAGGCAGAGCUGCUCCGCUGUGAAAAAGAUAAUUGUUAUAAUUCAAAGUUACGUUUCAUAACAUGAGCUUCCUAGUAUCGCCCAACUGAUGCUGAAUGUUUGAGGUCAGUACUGAUUAAGUUAAAUAUGAUAUAAAGGACAAUUAUACAUUUUAAAUCC